Molecule: messenger RNA, 1996 nt
Organism: Arabidopsis thaliana (thale cress)
Lineage: Eukaryota; Viridiplantae; Streptophyta; Magnoliopsida; Brassicales; Brassicaceae
Product: DNA binding protein
Exons: 5
Coding region: 210-1709 (499 amino acids)
Source: RefSeq, marked reviewed
CAAAAGUUGAAAUAAUUACCCAAAUUCCCGCUUGCGCCUCCCAACACUGAGACAGUGUUGUGUCUGUGUACUGCGUAGGGUUUAGUGAGUCCAUUUGCAAAGAUGACUCGUGAGUUCUAAUCUAUCGACCUCUCUCGUUUUCUCGCAGUUGCAGAGUCUCAGCUCUUCUGCUACAGGAUUAUAUAAUAGGACAAAGAGAGAGAGACAACAUGCACUCUCUUAAGACUACUUGCGUUGGGCAAAUAUUUGCUCUAGCUAAGCCUCACGAUUCUGUAGGCAAGAGGACUCGUAAUCGGAUUCCUAAAGAAGAGAGAAAGACACUGGUUGAAUCUUUUAUAAAGAAGCAUCAGAAACUAAACAAUGGGAGUUUUCCUUCACUUAGCCUCACACACAAGGAGGUUGGUGGAUCUUUCUACACUAUAAGGGAGAUUGUUAGAGAGAUUAUCCAAGAAAAUAGAGUCCUUGGUCCUGGUGACUUGCUACUUGAGGGAAAUGGCUCUGUGCAAGAUCAAAGUCUGUCAAGUUCAAUCCUGAUGGAUCCUGUGCCCCCUUUAUCUUUGUCCCCAAACGGAUUUCAUUCUGGGUCAUAUCAAAGUCUUGAUUUUUCUUCUGAGUCACCUGAGGGAAACGUUAACGGUAGCCAGGUUUGCUUGGAUAAUUGCAGGGAAGUGAGUGGAAGUCAACUUUUGAAAGAAGACAUUGGGCUCGUACACCAGUCAAUGGACUCCACUGACAUAUCUAUGACUCAGCUUGCAACAUCUUGCAGUGAAGACAAUGAUAUCAAGAGUAAUGCAGGGCUACAAAAUAGAAUGGAGACAGUGUGCGAUAGCGUUGACACCAAACCACAGGAUAAAAGACUCGAUGUGGAUAACAAAGACGAAGGAUUUGAGGAACUUCGUUUCAUGGAAUCAGACGGCACAAAGCCUGUUAACAAUGACGAUAGAGUGAAUGAUGCAGGAGCAGCAAUGACCGAAAUUAAGAACGGAUUAGGCACAAUUGAUAUGUCAGCAGAAACAGUUGUUGAGACGUUUCCAUUAAAAUCUGUGACUUCAACGAUGGACUCACCGGAUGCACAACCUACUGAGUUGAACAAAGUUUGUGAGGGUGGGAAAGGAACUGAAACGGAGGUGGAAGCUGAUCGCAGCACAGUAAAUCAUGUUGAUCUUGGGGAGAUUUCAUCAUCCACUUCAUCUGCUGUACUUGAAGACAUAGGGACGGAAGUCAUUGUUGGUCAAAUACCAAAUCAUAUUUCUGUCCCUAUGGAAAAGAAAGUUGGAGAGGAAAUUGUAAAUUCUGCUUCAGUAGAUGUUGAAUGUGCUGAUGCUAAAGAGACAGUUGUUGUGAAUGGUGUGAUUGGCAACGUCCAUGAGACAAAGGAAUUUAGUAAUGGAACUUUGACAGCUGAACAGAAAAUGCCAACAUCUAGCACUGAGUCGGGAAGUCGUAAGAACGACAGAGCAAAAGUGGACACUGUGAGUAGCUAUGCCGGGAAUGAAGUCGCAAGUGUAGAGAAGAAGGCAACCAUGGAAAAAGGGAAAAUUGAUGCUCCAGAUAGUUCCAGCUCUCAAAAAGAAAACAAUGCAACAUUAAACAGAAUUAAACCUGAAUCGUGGAAAGGGGAAUCUAAUAUGGGAAGACAAGAAACAAAUCCUCUCUUGGCAGUUCUGAAAUCUUUCGUGACAGCCUUUGUGAAGUUUUGGUCAGAGUAAUAAUUCAUUGUAGAGAUCCGUUGGUUAAACUUUUGUAGUUUUCAUUAGUGAGAGUUGGUAAGCUUAAUAUGGUUUGAAAUGUGCUGUACAAUUUUUGUGUUGAAUGUUUAGGUUACAUAUAAUGGUUUGAGUCAAAUAUAGUCCAAUCAGGGAUGAAACAUCAGAAUUCUGAUUAUCUUCUUGAACAUUUCAACGGAGAUGAUGGAUUUCAGUUGUAUGAAUUUAUCGAUUAUUGCUUGGAGAAUGAGAGAUUACUUCUCAUUGGUCAAAAAAAUGGUAAUUACCUG